AAAAGACCAAAAAAUCCCCAGCAGGCAGCAUCUGUCCACUGUGCAGUGUCGUCCCUCCGGCUGGCGUGUCUCAUGGCUCUGGACGCAGCGAUUGGGCUCUUUACUGUGAUGACUGCAUGCCUGUGGAGGGCGACACCUGCUGUCUCCCUUUCUGCCCCGGGGAGAGUGUUUGUCCUGAAGGGAUCGUGCCUCGUGCUGCCCUGCUCCUUCAGCCCGGUUCCCAGCGCAACGCGGAUGGAGGUUCGGCUCACGAGAACCCCGACUUCCUACUUCAUGAAGCUGCGACCGACGGUGUUCAGCACUCACCGCGGGGACGCGAUUCAUUCAGACUUCAGAGAGCGCACGUCCCUCGCGGGGAACCUCAGCUCCGGGGACUGCUCCAUCAACAUCCACAGAAUUAGGACAGAAGACCAGAACACAUAUGAACUGCAGAUGAGGGAGCUGGGUCAAAGGUCAUGGGCUGUGGGCACCAAAAUCAACGUCAGCGUCACUGAUACGCCAGAGCCGCCUGAGGUCACUGACCCGGGGCCCGUGAAGCAGGGUCAGUGGGUCAUGUUGAACUGUUCAGUGAGGCUCAGCUGCCCGUCCGAACACCCCCAUCUGCUGUGGAAGUGGGAGCGAGGCGAUCAGGGCGGGAGCAGCGUUCAUGGAGACACGGAGCUGCAGCGUGACCCGGGUCACUUACCGGUCAUGUGGACCUCACUGUCCUUUACUGUCCCGCAACACACAAACCCCAGAGUGCGAUGUGAGGUGGACUAUCUGAAGAACAGGAGAUCUUCAGCCACCCGAGAGAUCCUCGUUCACUUUCCUCCCAAAGACGUCUCCAUUCAGGUCCUCACGACGUCUGUCCGGGUCGGAGGAACUGCUCUGCUGAGUUGUUCCUGUAAGGCCGACCCGCCGGCAUUUGAAUUCCAGUGGUCAACCGUUCAGUCGGGAAACACGGUGAUCCUCCCCAAACGCACUUCCACCGUCCGCAUCUACAACGUGACCCGAGACACACGCGCUCAGUGCACCGUUGCCAACAGACUGGGACGGGCGGCGUCUCGCCUCACGGGCCUCAAUGUGCAAUACGCUCCUGUGAUUCUGUCCAACUCGUCCUGUGAUUGGGACGGGACGCUGCUGUCCUGCUUCUGUGCCGUGGACUCUAACCCUCGUCCCGCUGUCACCUGGAGCGUGAACGGGACUCACCUGCCGGACACAUAUAAUGCUUCUUUUUCUUAUUUCAACCAUAUACUGACGGCGACUCUCAGUGGAUUCGCAGACGCUCCUCUGCCGGUGGAAUGUUACGCAAUCAACUCACUGGGAAACGACUCUCACGUACUGUGUGAGGCUCAUGAUGGUCAUCUGAAAUGGAUUCUUAUACCAGCAGCAUGUGCUGUGUUUUUCCUUCUGCUGCUGAGUCUUCUGAUAUUUUACUGCUGUUGCUGCACAAACAGACAGAGACGUGUCAUGGCCUACAGACCUCCUGCAAUACAUCCAGAGAGUCUCGGCAUCUAUCAGGAGCGCAUGCCGCUCUACAUUAACUGCAGUGAGGUCACACACAUCUACACCAACGGCAGUUACCAGCUCAUCUAUCAGAACAGCACUCCACUUUUCGUACGAAGCAAACAGAUGCAUAAGAGACAAAGACGAGCAGCCAGGCGACAGCGAGAGCCGCGGGAGAGACCAACCGCCGUCACAAUAGACUCUGACACGGCCAUCUAUGUGGAGGUCAUAUGAUCACAACCUCGUCAAUGAAUCCUCAAAUAACAGAAGAAAUCUUCCCUGUCUGUGUUUAUAUAACCAUACCUCUGCGUUUUCACUGAGAACUGAGCCGGUGCUGGUGCUGUUGUUUCUGUAUCACCAGCCUCCAGAAAUAAAGAAAUUAAAAACAAUGUCUUUGGCAUCUCAA
Messenger RNA from Rhinichthys klamathensis goyatoka, 1891 nucleotides. RefSeq names its product myelin-associated glycoprotein (gene psg4). Lineage: Eukaryota; Metazoa; Chordata; Actinopteri; Cypriniformes; Leuciscidae. The transcript is spliced from 8 exons. Bases 73 to 1719 code for a protein of 548 amino acids. The record is from RefSeq and is a predicted model, not a curated record.